Molecule: messenger RNA, 1398 nt
Organism: Aureobasidium melanogenum CBS 110374
Lineage: Eukaryota; Fungi; Ascomycota; Dothideomycetes; Dothideales; Saccotheciaceae
Exons: 4
Coding region: 1-1398 (465 amino acids)
Source: RefSeq, a predicted model, not a curated record
AUGGCUCCAAACGAUGAAAUUAUCCAUACUGACGCUAUGCGAAGACCAUGGAGUCGUCGAAGCUAUACUGGAACUCUCGCCUUCAACAUAUGCGCCUUCAUACUGCCUGCUCUUUAUGGAACACUCAGCAAGCUUUGGGUCGCUAAUAUCGAUUCAUCCAUGGUCGUGACUACCGAUGCCUAUACCUAUAUUGGAGUGGUUGCCGAAGUCAUCAAUGAAGGUCUCCCCCGUGCUUCAUGGUUGGUCAUUGGAGACAGAGCAAACAGAUCCAUCUCUGCAAGAUACAGUCUGUCAUUCACACUGAUCAUUGUCCAGAGUAUCCUGGGUCUGAUAAUGUCAAUCACAUUCAUUGGCGCAGCGAAACAAUUUGCGAGUGGUUUUGUUCCUGUCGAAGUACGCACAGCUUCCCUAACAUACGUUCGCAUCUCAGCGUUCUCGUCUCUGUCGUCUGCCAUCGAAACAGCUGUUUCUACUAGCACCAGAGCCCUCGACAAGCCCGAUGUGCCUUUGAUCAUCUCAACAGUCAAAUUCCUUAUCAAUAUCAUUCUCGAUCUCUUGAUCAUCUCCAAGGCCCACGUGGGCAACUUUACACCUACAGUCAACAUGCAGGCUGCUACACAAUUGGCAUGCAACAUGGCUGCUUCCUUCUUAGGUCUCGCCUAUUUUUGCUUCUUCACUUUUGGAACGGACCAGCGGCGGUUUGUCACCAGCCAAGCCGAGUCAAUCCGACCAAGUCUUAGGUGCCUGGUCACACUGGCAAGACCUGGUGCUCUGACCUUCGCAGAGUCUGCCAUCCGCAAUGCCCUAUACUUGUGGCUGGUCAAUGGCAUUGUGGCAAUGGGUUCAGAUUAUGCGACAGCCUGGGGGAUCUUCUCCUCGAUAAGAUGGGGUCUUAUUAUGGUGCCAACAGACGCUGAGAGAAAACCUAGAGCAUCACGACGACAGUUGUACCAUAUCAUCCGCCCAGCUCUAUUGUCCUGUCUUGUCGCAUUGGCAGUCGAGAUACCCCUUUGUAUCUUCAUGUCCGAGUACGGCGCCCGCCACUUCGCAUUCUACCUCUCCGAAUCACAUAUCGUCUCUCAGAUUACUGCAAGGAUGUGGAGAACAAUUGAUUGGUGCUACAUCUUCUACGCUCUGUCUACACAGCUGGCAGCAAUCCUACUCGCCACUCGACCGCGCUGGUACCUUUACCAGAGUCUAAUUUCAAACCUCUUGUGGGUCCUGCCGUGGGCUAUCGUGGUAAGCAAGGCAAACAUUACACCCAGUGAUGCUUGGACGUAUCAUUCGAUUGUCUUCGGAGGCUCUCUCGUCUUCAGCUUCUUUGAUGUUUUGAUCGUGGAUCUUUUGUGGUUGUGGUCAUUGCUGAGAGGAAAGAUGCGUUUGCCGAAGAUAUACUGA